GUUUUGAUCGCAGACAGCGCAUGCGCCCACUGCGAGCUUUUCGACGACAACAUGAAAAUGUAGUACAUAGAGAGCGGUCUAGUCAGAUUAUAUUUACUAGUUUUAUUCAUGUUAGAAUUGUCACAACGUCUACAAUAGCGCGUUUACCGCCUGUCUGUAUGGACGGGCUGAAGCUAGAUAAGCCCUAGCAUGCUAACAGAUCGCGGUGGGGGAUUGAUAGUGCUACAGUAACACUAGAGUACAUAAUAAGCUCUUUUCGAUCGUUAUCUUGGUGAUCUGUGAGUGACCCAAAGAUGGACGGCAUGUCCACCUCAGACGCUGGGUGUCCCCUAGUGUCCGAAGACAUGGCGGGGGAGAUCUGUGUGAUGCCGGACAUCAGCUCUAUCAAGACCGAGCAGCCGGUGGGUUCUGGUCCGGACGAUCCCGCGACGCAGAACGUAGCCAUGGGGAUCAAAUUCAUCCUGCCGAACCGCUUCGACAUGAACGUUUGCUCCAGGUUCGUCAAGUCCCUGAACGAGGAAGACAGCAAGAACAUCCAGGACCAGGUCAACUCGGAUCUGGAGGUCGCGUCGGUUCUGUUCAAAGCCGAGUGCAACAUCCAAACGUCUCCAUCUCCUGGGAUUCAAGUGCGACAUGUUUAUACGCCGUCCACCACCAAACAUUUCUCUCCCAUCAAGCAGUCGACCACUCUGACCAACAAACACCGCGGCAACGAGGUGUCUUCCACGCCACUGCUGGUGCACUCUUUAUCGAUUCAUCAGUUGGCAGCGCAAGGAGAGAUGGUGUUUCUGGCCAGCAGAAUAGAACAAGAGACAGUCAUCAACCUCCAGGAUGAGGAAGGGUUCACGCCACUGAUGUGGGCGGCAGCACAUGGUCAGAUCGCUGUGGUGGAGUUCCUGCUCCAGAAUGGGGCUGAUCCGCACCUGCUUGCCAGGGGACGAGAGAGUGCACUGUCAUUAGCGUGCAGUAAAGGCUACACAGACAUUGUGAGGAUGCUCAUCGACUGCGGCGUUGACGUCAACGAGUACGACUGGAACGGAGGUGCUCCUCUCCUGUACGCCGUUCAUGGGAAUCACGUCCGCUGUGUGGAAAUCUUGUUAGAAAGUGGUGCUGAUCCAACCAUCGAGUCUGAUUCAGGGUUUAAUGCGAUGGACAUGGCAGUUGCGAUGGGCCAUCGGAACGUUCAACAAGUGAUGGAGGCUCAUCUACUCAAGCUACUGAUGGGAAUCAGAGAGUGACCUGCAGGAGACAAGACAAUCAAGUGGUGCUACUGAAGACAGCGUGGUUUCACCUCAGCAUGAAGUUUUUACAACAAGCCAUGUGUGUUUCAGGCUGACUUAUUUAAUGUUUUUGAACUAGUGGUGAUGUGCAUUGUGUUUUAGAGGCUAUUUAAGUUGGUUACUGUUAUUGAUGUUUGAAUAUGGAAUUUGACUUUUAAUUAAAACUGCAUCCUAAACUAAAAUCAAUGGUCAUGGCUUAACCCUUUAGGCACUAGAGUUUCAAAAGGCUGUAGCUUAAACAUGGUUAGAGAUCAAGACCGAAGUUUGGGAGUAAAUUCACUGUAAUUUGUCCAUAUUACGGCAGGACCGUGAACCACAUCUGCCUCUGCUGCCAUUUGCGAAGUGUUUACUCCCAUAGCUUCUAUCAUUAAGUCCUCCAGACACAGUGAAACGAACACUGGCUUCAGUAUAUGCUGUCUGUGGACCGUCAAGGCGAUUGAGACUCACUAUCAAUACACACAGAUGCAGCAGCAUCACUUCUGGCUCUCCGGACGACUGACUUAAUGUUGCAUAGAUUGAAGUUACUGGUAUCUGCCAACUGGUUUCCAAAAGCAGCCACUACAUCAGACGUAUUCACAGGUUGGCUCGUCCCGACAGUGGCGCCUGAAGGGUUAAUAUUCACCUGCGAACCUCCCCCACAGGUUCAUGAGGCGUGGCUGUGUUGAUGCAGUCAUGUAGCAAAAUGUACUCCUGACUUUAAUAAAAGAACAAAUCUCAACAGUAGCAAAGUU
This is a messenger RNA of Synchiropus splendidus (mandarinfish), 2011 nucleotides long. It is a transcript of the gene ankra2, whose product is annotated as ankyrin repeat, family A (RFXANK-like), 2. The transcript is spliced from 8 exons. Lineage: Eukaryota; Metazoa; Chordata; Actinopteri; Syngnathiformes; Callionymidae. Gene Ontology annotation, cellular component: nucleus. Gene Ontology annotation, molecular function: protein binding. The record is from RefSeq and is a predicted model, not a curated record. Bases 294 to 1238 code for a protein of 314 amino acids. Gene Ontology annotation, biological process: regulation of gene expression.